CCAAUAUGGCCGCGCCCAUGUUUAAGCAGUCGAAAAUGACUGAAAACUACGGUGAUCGAAGCCGACAAAGUUAGAAUGCUUCGUUUAGUUAUUGGAAAAGUGGCGAAUCUUCCGGAACUGCCAGUAAAUGAAGCGUCGAUCGCAUAGCAUGGCAUGCUUCACAUACCGCACGGAGAAUGUCACUAAGUGAAGCGAACUGACAUGGCCGUGCGGUUCCAAGAUGCGCACGAACGGCUACUACUGGGAUGCGCCUGUGAAAUAAAGCAAGAACUGAAUUCAUUGGUGGACAACGAAUUUGUAGAUUUACUAGGAGGCAAGCUGCCGCAGGGAGACACUCUGCUUGGGCUGACUGUCUUGCAUGCGAUGUCCGAAGCCGCACUGAAGGCCUCGAAAACGAAAGCAACAUGUCCGAUCAUCCAGGAUGCGUUAGUCGCACUUGUGCAAAAGGAAGUCGUGGGGAACUUGGUGAGUCUGCAGAUGCUAUCUCCAGACAAAUUUGUCGCCCAUUGCAGCCUGCUUGCGCUCAACUUCUUAGCAAGAUGCUGCAGAGAUCUACAGGAAGCUCUAUUUAACGUGCUUGGCAAGCGCCUCGACAUUCUGGCAACUGUUCCAGUUAAUGAGAAAACACGCUUCUGCCAGCUCAUCACGUUCCUAUUAGCUGCAGACGCGAGGAGCACCCAUCCAGAAGAAGCAAUCGACACAAGCUGCCCUGCACCGGCGGCGAUUACCAUGCAAGCAGCCAAUCUAGAUGAUUUCUCAUCCGGCAUAUCAUCUGCAGCUGAGAAGUGUCUGCAUGGCAUGUUGCCGUGCCUUCAGAAUGAAGUACCACACGACACCUUGUACCACACACUAUCCCUGUGGCUCAAACUGGUGCAAAGUCAUGCCACUAUGGAUGUGUUAGGUGGCUUGCUACCUCAGCAUUUUGUCAAGUGGUCUGCCGGAGAGGAUCCACUUGUGGCAAGAACAGUACUGGAAAUACUGGACAGGGGUCUACAGCCCGUGAUCGAGGAAGCCAAGUUUUCCAAAGUUCCACCAUGGGUGCCUCUUAUUGGCCAGCAAGUGAUUGAGGCCGUGCAUGGAGGAUGGCUUGACCGGCUGCACUGUCGAACAGGAUUUUGUGGCUUUGCAGGAACUAGCAGGGAGCCUAGCUGCAAGUACCCAGAGCAAGACCUGGCCCUGUCUCAGGGAGACGGCAGGGUGAUUCGACUGGCAAUGCUUGUCCUCUUGAAGUCAUCCACAGCAUGUCUGAUGCAAGGCAUGCAGGAGGGCCUACCAGAAGCCUUGGAAGUUGGUCUUGCUUGGCUUCGGUCGAAAACGGCGGCAGUGGCCAGUGUGUCUGAUGCAGACUGUCUCGUGCAGCUAUUCCUCGACCAAGACGAUCAGCUAAUGGAGUGCCUCCUCAGCGAGCUUCUGUUACACUUACACAAGCCUUCUGUCUGGACGGCAACCGCACCGAUUGCAGAUCCACACAGGAUGUUUCUGAAGUUCCUCGGCUCUAUGGGAAACGACCAUGUCACCUUGAUAGACUUUUUGACAUCCCAGGAAACCUGUGCCUUGCUUUACUUUGUACGAUACCUCAAACUGUUGCUUUCCGACUGGGAUAAUUUUGUGAAGUGCCACAGUGAGCUGUCGGUCAGCAAACACGACACAUCUGGCCAAGAAAUGGCUGCCCAUCUUGACCUGACCAUGGCGACUCUUGUGAGGACACGUCUCAAGUUAGAGAAGAUGACUCAGAAGCACAACCUUCUGCCCUUCAAUGCGACUCCUCUGGUCAGGUUGAUCGAGAGGUGUGAAGAGAUUUAUGAAAGUGUUUGAUAAAACAUU
This is a messenger RNA of Rhipicephalus sanguineus (brown dog tick), 1824 nucleotides long. RefSeq lists its product as uncharacterized. The record is from RefSeq and is a predicted model, not a curated record. The transcript is spliced from 8 exons. The coding region runs from base 202 to 1815 and encodes 537 amino acids. Lineage: Eukaryota; Metazoa; Arthropoda; Arachnida; Ixodida; Ixodidae.